ACCGAGUCGACUCGCUCCGCCGCCGCCGUCUCCGUCAUCACCGUCUGCGCAAUCCGUUAUUCAUAGCCCGGAUUUCUCUAUGGAGAUUUCCUCGGCCGAAUCGUUGUCCAUCUCUGGCGCGGCCGCUUCUGAGGUCGUCUCUGAGCCUUCCGUAUCUUCUUCUUCUUCCUCUUCGUCGCCGAAUCAGGCCUCCCCCAAUCCUUUCUCAACCAUGGAUCCCGCAGUUGCGACGGCGACAGGGUCUAGGUACGUUGAUGAUGACGAAGAUGAGGAGGACGUGUGCAGGAUCUGCAGAAAUCCUGGUGAUGCGGACAAUCCGCUUCGGUAUCCGUGCGCCUGUAGCGGAAGCAUCAAGUUUGUUCACCAGGAUUGUCUCCUUCAGUGGCUUAAUCACAGCAACGCUCGCCAAUGCGAGGUUUGCAAGCAUCCUUUUUCAUUCUCCCCAGUGUAUGCUGACAAUGCUCCGUCAAGGCUCCCUUUCCAGGAGUUUGUAGUUGGCAUUGCUAUGAAAGCUUGCCAUGUUUUACAGUUCUUUCUGCGGUUAAGUUUUGUGCUUUCUGUCUGGCUUCUCACUAUACCUUUCAUUACAUUUUGGAUAUGGCGAUUGGCUUUCGUGCGAAGUUUUGGUGAAGCUCAGAGGUUGUUCUUAAGCCACAUCUCCACCACAGUAAUUCUCACCGAUUGCUUGCAUGGGUUCUUACUAUCGGCAAGUAUUGUCUUCAUUUUCCUUGGAGCUACUUCAUUAAGGGACUACUUCAGGCAUUUACGAGAGCUUGGGGGACAAGAAGAGAGAGAAGAUGAUGGGGACAGAAAUGGUGCUCGUGCUGCAAGAAGACCUGCUGGACAGGCUAAUAGGAAUCUUGCUGGAGAGGGGAAUGGUGAAGAUGCUGGGGAUCAGGGUGCUGCUGCUGGUCAGAUUGUUAGAAGGAAUCCUGAAAAUGUUCUGGCAAGGUUGGACAUACAAGCAGCUCGUCUUGAGGCUCAGGUUGAACAGAUGUUUGAUGGGUUGGAUGACGCUGAUGGUGCAGAAGACGUUCCAUUUGAUGAGCUGGUUGGAAUGCAAGGUCCAGUGUUUCAUUUGGUUGAGAAUGCAUUUACUGUUCUAGCAAGCAAUAUGAUAUUCCUUGGUGUUGUGAUCUUCGUGCCCUUUACCUUAGGACGAGUUAUAUUGUAUCAUGUGUCAUGGCUUUUUGCUGCUGCUAGAGGCCCUGCGGUGACUGCAUCAUUGCAUCUUACGGAUACCGGACUCUCAUUGGAAAAUAUAACUCUGAAGAGUGCGCUGACUGCUGUCUCAAAUUUGACUAACGAAGGCCAAGAAAAUGGGCUACUUGGCCAGCUCACUGAGAUGAUGAAAGUCAACGGAAGUGAAUUGAAUGGAGCAAACAAUACGCUAUCGGUUGCUACUGAUCUCCUGAAAGGUUCUGCUGUUGGGGCCUCAAAGCUAUCUGAUAUUACAACUCUGGCUGUUGGAUACAUGUUUAUAGUAUUUCUGGUGUUCCUUUACCUGGGGAUCAUUGCACUGAUUCGAUAUGCCAAGGGUGAGCCACUAACCGUUGGAAGAUUUUAUGGUAUUGCAUCUAUAGUAGAAGCUGUACCAUCCCUCCUUAGACAGUUCUUGGCAGCAAUGAGGCAUCUGAUGACAAUGAUCAAAGUUGCCUUUCUUUUGGUCAUCGAGCUUGGGGUCUUUCCUCUGAUCUCACUUGUUCAUUGGGUUGUUGGUAUCAUGUACAUGUUGCAAAUAAGCAUCUUCGUCAGCCUUCUACGAGGGGUUCUUCGCCCUGGAGUUCUGUAUUUCCUUCGUGAUCCAGCAGAUCCUAAUUACAAUCCAUUCCGAGAUUUGAUCGAUGAUCCAGUGCACAAGCAUGCUCGUAGAGUACUGUUAUCUGUUGCAGUGUAUGGAAGUUUGAUUGUCAUGCUGGUAUUUUUACCAGUCAAACUUGCGAUCCGGAUGGCUCCUUCAAUCUUUCCACUGGACAUAUCUGUAUCCGACCCAUUCACUGAGAUUCCGGCCGACAUGCUUCUGUUUCAAAUAUGCAUUCCAUUUAUCAUCGAGCAUUUCAGACUUCGGACCACAAUUAAGUCCCUUCUACGCUGCUGGUUCACUGGUGUUGGCUGGGCACUUGGUUUGACAGACUUCCUCUUGCCAAGACCAGAGGACAACAUUGGUCAGGACAAUGGAAAUGGUGAACCAGGAAGGCAGAACAGAGCACAAGUAUUGCAGGUGGGAGGACCUGACAGGGCCAUGGCAGCGCUCCCAGUAGCUGAUGACCCUAACAGAAGUCGCCUCCGUGCUGGGAAUGUCAACACGGGUGAGGAAUAUGAAGAUGAUGAAGAACAAUCUGAUUCAGACAGGUACAACUUUGUCGUCAGGAUAAUCCUCCUUCUACUUGUUGCAUGGGUGACUCUUCUUCUCUUCAAUUCAGCAUUGAUAGUUGUACCAGUUUCGCUUGGACGUGCUCUAUUCAGUGCCAUCCCUAUUCUUCCAAUAACUCAUGGCAUCAAAUGCAAUGACCUGUAUGCUUUCGUCAUUGGUACAUAUGCCUUUUGGACUACCAUAUCUGGGGCCAGGUAUGCUAUUGAGCAUGUGAAGUCAAAGAGGACUUCAGUCUUGCUUAACCAAAUAUGGAAAUGGUGUGGGAUUGUUUUCAAGAGCUCGGUGCUGUUAGCCAUAUGGGUUUUUAUCAUUCCGGUGCUAAUUGGACUUCUGUUUGAGCUUUUGGUUAUUGUCCCAAUGAGAGUCCCAGUUGAUGAAAGCCCUGUCUUCCUCCUGUAUCAAGACUGGGCUCUUGGGCUCAUCUUUUUGAAGAUCUGGACUAGACUGGUAAUGCUGGAUCAUAUGCUUCCAAUAGUGGAUGAUAGCUGGAGAGCAAAGUUUGAGAGGGUAAGAGAAGAUGGCUUCUCGAGGCUUCAAGGGUUAUGGGUACUUAGAGAGAUUGUGUUCCCGAUCGUGAUGAAACUCCUAACGGCUUUAUGCGUGCCUUAUGUGUUGGCGAGAGGAGUGUUCCCAAUGCUCGGAUAUCCGUUAGUAGUGAACUCAGCGGUCUACAGAUACGCAUGGAUAGGUUGUCUCUCAGUGAGCCUCUUCUGCUUCUGUGCAAAAAGAUGCCAUGUCUGGUUCAGAAACCUUCACAACUCUAUCCGUGAUGACCGUUAUCUCAUUGGUCGGAGACUGCAUAACUUUGGGGAAGCUGCUUUGGCAAAUCAAAACCAAAACCAAAGUAGUGAGGAUGCAGGAGAUGGUGUCCUGAUAGGACGUGAGGGAGAUGUUGAUAAUGGACUUAGGCUCAGACGUGCAAUCCAACAAGAAGCUUAGGUAUUUUGUCAAACUCAGUUGGAAACUGUGCACUGAGGCGUUUAACAGUUGUGUACUUAAGCCGUUAAGAGAUGGCUUUGAAAGAUUUUAUUUUAUUAGUCGAUGUGUAAAUUAUUAUAUCCGUUGAUGAUUCUUUUCUUUUUGUUUGUGUACUAAACUAAAAGAUCUUUA
Arabidopsis arenosa is the source of this 3484-nucleotide messenger RNA. The record is from the annotation of a GenBank genome assembly. NCBI's taxonomy places the organism in Eukaryota, Viridiplantae, Streptophyta, Magnoliopsida, Brassicales, Brassicaceae.